AUGGUCAUGGAAUUUGAAUCUGAGCUUGUGUGCUCGAGUGACAGUGAUUCAGACGAGUCGUCCAGUGAUAGCUGCCAGGAGUAUGAUGAUGAUACAUUCUAUCCUGAUGUUGAGGAGUCUGUCUCUGGCUACAAGAUCGUGGAUUUACAGUGUCUCCAGGAACUGAUGGAUCAAUUUACUGUCUGUAGGAAGUGCACGAAGGGAGACAUGAUCAUCAGUAACUGUCAUGACACUGGACUUGGAUCGACCCUGCGACUUCAAUGCGCUUUGUGUGGACACAGUGGAAGUACGUCUCUGAGCAAGAAAAUUGGCAGGAGCUAUGAUCUGAAUCGACGAUCUGUACUGGCGAUGCGAUGCAUUGGACGUGGCCAUGGUGGACUCCGAAAGUUUUGCGGCGUAAUGAAUUUUCCUGCUACUGUAACGGAGAAAGCGUACCGCAGCCACCAGGAAGUUGUCCUUGCUGCAGCCGUAAAGCUAGCUGAAACUGACAUGGUUCAAUCCGCAGCUGAGUUGCGUGCCAUGACAGAUUCCACCCACGUCGCAGUGACGUUCGACGGCACUUGGAUGCGCAGGGGAUAUUCGUCUCUGUAUGGUGUGUUCGCGUGCAUCUCCUUCCAGAGCGGCCGUGUACUGGACAUCACAGUGAAGGGUCGAUACUGUCACGAAUGUAAGAUCUGGACUGAGAAGAAGCGAAGUGGUGCAAUCACGGAGGAAGCCUUUUCAACCUGGCUGGAUAAUCACAAGUGCAGCAUAAACACAGCGGCAUCUGCACCCGGUAUGGAGAGUGAAGCUGCGUGCGAUAUUUGGCAGCGGUCUGUGGGCACACGCGGAGGCCUCAUGUACACGUCGUACAUCGGAGAUGGCGACUCCAAAGGCUAUAAGAAGGUGUGCGACCUGGACCCUUAUGAUGGUGUUGCCAUCAGCAAGGAAGAAUGCAUAGGCCAUGUGCAGAAGCGUGUUGGCAAUAGGCUCCGGGAACUGAAGCGGCAACACAAGGGCAUGAAGCUGAGCGAUGGCAUCGGUCUCAGUGGAAAGGGCCGUCUCACUGACAGGCAGAUGGAGCGUCUCCAGACCAAUUAUGGCAAUGCCGUCAGGAGGAAUGUCGGAGACCUGCAAGCAAUGGCCAAGGACAUCUGGGCUGGGCUCAUGCACUGCUGCUCAACAGAUGCUACGCCGCAGCAUCAAUUCUGUCCGGAAGGUCCAGACUCGUGGUGCAAGUGGCAGCAGGCGCAGAGUGGUGCACGCCAAGCUUAUGAGCAUAAGAACCCUCUCCCAAAGGCUGUGUUAGAAGUCGUGAAGCCCAUCUACAUGCAGCUGUCCGAACGAAGUCUGCUGGAGCGCUGCCAGAUGGGUGCAACGCAGAAUGCGAACGAGUCGUUCAACAACGUCAUUUGGAGAAUGUGUCCGAAGGAAGGCUUCUGCUCCGUCGAAACCGUUCAGCUGGCAAGUAGUUUGGCAGUGCUCAACUUCAACAACGGCGCUAUCACCUUGCUCAGUGUGCUGAAAGAGUGUGGAUGCAUUGAUGGCAAUCACACGAAGGCAGCGCUUGAGCUAGAAGUCCAAUGGCGUGUGAAGAAGUCCCUCCGCAAGUCAUCAGCAGUGGAAAAGGAGAGCAGGAAAAGGAGAAGGAGGCAGAGGAAAGGCUGGGAGGAGACCACUAUUGAGAAAGAGGGCACUACAUAUGACAAAAGGUGGUUUCUGAAUGGCAACUUCAGGUCAGAUAUGUGAAAAUAUUUCAGUAGCACUCCACUAUCAGUCCUUUUUAUGUAAUUUUUAGGUGUAUUUUUCACUGAUUUUAGGGGUAUUAUGGGCACUCCGCGCAGUUUUUUAGAAAUGCUGUACAUAUCUUGUAUGUAAAAGUAUAUAUUUUCUGGUUCUGUACGGUCCAUUCUAGAUCCGUUGCCUUCUUAGGACACAAGAUCUUCUGUUAGAAACAAAAUAAUGGACCUUGAACUUCAGUCAAGUUAUCUUGCGCACGUGCAUUGUUAUUUCAAGGCUGCAGUGGCACACCAUUGGAACUGUAAUCGCAUUGUGCUUAGGCAACAUCCCUAGCCCCUUGGUACCUGAUCAUUUUGCAGUGUUAUGUGUUUAUCUUCAAGUGACCAUGUUUGAGAAAAACUGCGCAGAAAUCAUGCCCGGCUAUCGCAUUUUUUCCAAAAUUGCUUUCCUGCAUUUCUCCAUGAUACCAGUAUACUUUCCACAGUUCUUGGUUGCAAUGUCGUCAGUGGAUGUCAAGGAACAUAUACUGAAAAUUUGAA
Sycon ciliatum is the source of this 2258-nucleotide messenger RNA. RefSeq lists its product as uncharacterized. The record is from RefSeq and is a predicted model, not a curated record. The transcript has a single exon. NCBI's taxonomy places the organism in Eukaryota, Metazoa, Porifera, Calcarea, Leucosolenida, Sycettidae. The coding region runs from base 1 to 1728 and encodes 575 amino acids.